Colletotrichum costaricense is the source of this 537-nucleotide messenger RNA. RefSeq lists its product as uncharacterized. Lineage: Eukaryota; Fungi; Ascomycota; Sordariomycetes; Glomerellales; Glomerellaceae. The transcript has 2 exons. The coding region runs from base 1 to 537 and encodes 178 amino acids. The record is from RefSeq and is a predicted model, not a curated record.
AUGCAUGUCGAUUUCCCCCUCACUCCCACCUCGCUCCAGAACACAAUCCGACGCCUUCUCUGUCCCCUCUUCACAAGACUGCUGCCUACCGGCGGUUCGCAUCUCACCUCACAUCGGAAAUUGGCGAGGUCCGGCAAACAAUUCUCCCUUGAUUACCCCAAGUACCGGUUGUCAUUCUCGUCUUGGCGGCAUACACACCGCAUACGCAACACGCACGCGCACCUGUGGGAGUUAAGGCUGCAUCCGAUGCCUGGGUCGAUGAAGUAUAGCUACAACUGGAACGAAGGCAUGACUCUAUCCCAACUUCGAGGCCAAAUCGAAACCGGAUUGAGUCGAUACCGACAAAAGCCGCAGAGCCGCAACAGCAGAGCCUCCUCCGAGAGCCGCAAGCUCGCUUCGUUUUGGGAAUUUGGAUGGCUUCCCACGUCGUAUGCUGGCCCAUGGCGUCCUUUUGCCGCCCUUCGUACUUUCGGCGCAAGACACAAGGAGUCAUAUUCUCCUCUUCCCCUCAUCACUGGUGGAUAUUUCCUUGAAUAA